AUGGACGUGCCUCUGGAGCCUUCUUCGGGGAUGCUCUCUUUGCAUUUGGAAGCAGAGGGGGGCACUGAAGGGAAAAGUCUUUUUUUUGCCGAGCCAAGCCACAGCGGCCAGAAGAGCGGUGAUGCCGCGUCAAUUUCCGACGACGACGACGAUGCACAUGAAAAAAAGAAGAAAAACAAAAAACGAAGAAGGGCUGAGAGAGCAGCAGCGGAAGCCGCCAAAAAAAAAGAACAAACAGAGGAAAAGUUUAAAAAAUGCACAAGUUAUUGCGGAAGACGCAAGGCCUUGUCUGACUUCAAUGCUGACCAAAACUCUUGCAAAGAUUGUGUAUUGCACCAAAAAGCAUUUUGGCGCCAGGCCAAAAGCCAGGGAUGUGAGAAAGACAUGAAAGAUCUGGUAAAAAGCGAUCCGAAAAUGGCAUUGGAUGUGCAGAAAGAAUUUGCAAAGGAGCGGAUGCAAGCCGCAGCACAGGAGAAAAAAAUUAAAUUCAGUAUCCAAGCUUUCCGCAAAACAUUGGAAAGCCGCAGCGGCGAACGCUCAGACGAAGUCAAGAAGAUGAUGUGGGAAGGCUUCAGUGAAGUUGCUGCGAAAAAGGAAUUCACGCAGGAAGAGCGGUUAUCUCGCAACGCAACAGAUGCAACAGUGGCGGCUCGCGCCCGCAUGGUGGUCACUGACUCCGCCAACGCAGAAGAAGAGGCCGUGGGUGGUGUCAAGCUGGCAGACAUUAAAAAAGAAGCAGCGCAACAUGGUGUGGACAUGGCAGAGAUGUAUGCCGCCCGCACGACGAAGAAGAAGAAACGCCGCUUAAGCGGCAGAACAAGAGGAGACAAAGCCGCAGAAGGGGAUGGCGACAAAGAAAAACAAAGCGAUGAUGAAUCUCAAGACAGCAGCAAAUAUUCUGACGCAGAUUGCCCUACGCCCAAACCCAAAGCAGCAAAAUGGUUCGAUGCAGAAACAAAGUGCCGAAAGGCAGAAAGAACAUGGGUGACAGGUCUGGAGGAUCUGGCAAAUUCGGUGCAAACCCUUUUGAAACAAUGCGCUGACUGUCUCGAUGGUUUCCGCGGAAAGCCUGAGGCCAACAAGUUCACCGAGGAAAUGUCCAUUCUAGAGAAGCGGCAAAAAUGGGCUGCCGCAAUCAUAGAAGCAGAUGAUGCAGCAUUGAAUGCCCACAAGCAGGAGCAGCAAGCGGAGGAAAAGCAAGCCAUGGCGGACUCACAAACUACAUCGCAAGAUGUGGCGGCUCUAGCAGAAAAAAGAGUCCAAGCGCAGAAGAAGAAAGAGGAAGACAGAGCCGCCAAGGAAGCUGCGAAAGUGGCCAAGGCAGGCGCGGCAAGCGGGAACGCAGCCGAAGGGGAAGCAAGCCGUGCAAAUGCUAAGUCUCAAGUCCUGCGGAAAAAACAAGCAGCGCAGAACAUCUUGUUGGAUAACAACUCUGAGCUUUGGCAAGAUGACUCUUUCCGCAUCCCGGUGCUUCGCCAAGAGGAAUUGGACCCCGAUCUGUGCAAUGAACCAUUCAUACAAAGCGGAAUAAACCUUCCACAAGAAGUCUCUGCUGCAGUGACAGAAUUCGGAAAAGUCUUUGCUGGUUCGGCAUUGAGAGUUACUGAUGGCCGUGCACAAACCGCCUUGGAUGAUGAGCACAGCAGCUUGCUGAUCAAAGCGCUGACAAACGAGGAAAGGGUUCCGUCGUUUUGGUCAGUGGAGGCCCUGUCAGAGACUGCGUCUUCAAGAGAUGCGUUGUUGAACAUUCAAAAAGCCAGCAGAUUUGGUUUUGCUGCUUGCUCCGUGUCCAGUGGCCGAAGUGAGCUCGCCAUGCUGCCUUGUUUCCGGAUCCUGGUGACAGGAAACAUGAUGGUAGCAGUUUUGACACCCCGUUCUUUGGAAGACCCCAAGAAAAUGCUGGAAGACAUGACUAGCGGAAACGCGCAGGUCCUGAUGAAAAGAGCCAGAGAUAAAGAACUUUGCGUCGCAACGCUGGGCCCAGGUGACAUGCUUUUCUUGCCCCCUGUGUGUGCAGUGAGCCACAGGGUGCAUGCCCAUGAUGUCUUGGGGAUCCGCGUGGGGGCCUAUAGCCGUAAAUUCCACGAGCGGAUGGAACAAGCGACAGCGGAAAAAGCGGACAACACCGCAAUCCCCCCAAGCAUCUGUGCAAUCCUGCAGUCCGCAAUGGCCGAACAGGCAGAGCUUCAAUAUUCCGAAGUGAUGAUGCAAAGCACUGCGGAAAAACGGGCUGAGCAAAGCCAUGCUGCUCCGCAUGUUGCAGUCGUUCCUGCGGAGGCAAAGGCAUCUGACCAGACAGAAAAAGAAACAGAUAGCAAAGACGAAAGCGCCCCAGCACCCAUGCAGAAUGAAGACAAGGACAACAGCGGACAAACUCCGCAGCAGCAAGCCCAGAGCGAGAAGAGAGCGAUAGCACCAGAUGCUGCAAACUCGCAUGGAGCGAAUAAUGAGAGCCCUGGCGAGAAAAAUGCCAACAUGAGGGUGGCACCACCCAACCUGGACCCAAAGAAGAAAGACGAGUUGGAGUUGGAGCCGCAGGCCCCAGCGGCGGAAGCCCUUGCUGCAGCUUCAGGGGCUGAACCUUCGGGAGAUGCUUCAAGGCCGCCACAGCCAGAAGAAAAACCAAAAAAGAAAGAAAGCACGGCCAAGGCAGCGGCGGCGCCUAAACCGGCAGCGGCCAAGGCCGACUCAGCUGCCAAAAAAAGAAAACAGGAAGAACCCAGCGAAACAACCAAAGGAAAGGGCAAAAAGGUGUUGAGGUCAAGCUUCGGCUUAAAGGUCCAGGCGUACGUGGAGAAGUGCGAGAUGAGUGGAGAGUCUGUUCGUGGACGCAUGCUUAUCAACAUGGUUAGUUCUGAGUUUGAUACCAGUCAUGCCUCCACAUCAAUCACGUCUAGCCUUGAACUUUUUCAACUUCCGGCGCCCCAAGACAGUGCCACAGGACUUAAGAAUUGGGCGGACAAGGUGACAUACGUUCUCUCCCAAUUGCCGAUUGCAGAUCGACCUCAGGAUUCUUUGAUGUCGCAAUGGGCUUACAACUCUCUCAAGAAGCACUCACUACUUAGGAGAACCAUUGACCAAUAUGCCGAUCGUCCCACUCUUCGUUCAUUUGACUUUUUGUGGACAGGGGUGGAACAAGCUUUGAGAGAAUCUCAGUAUGACACCAAUGCACAAAGCAUCAGGGAUGAUCUUCGUAAAGGUCCCAGUAGCCCGAAAAAGGACACCAAAGCUAUGGUUGCGAAGGGUUCCCAACCCAAAGGGAAGGGUAAAAAGGAUCAGGGUUCGUCUUCAAAGGAGACCCCCAAGGGCAAAGGUUUGACAGCUGUUGCUGCAGCACCGGGGGGGGGACACGAGCCUUCAAAUGUAGUAGUGGAAAAGGGUGAUUCAAAGGCCGAUGUUGAAGGCAUUCCCGAUGAUCCAGCACCAGAUCAUGAUGACGAACUGUUGGAUAUCGAGGUUGACAAAGAUCAUUUGCUUACUCAUUUGCCUAAAUCCAAACAUUGCCCAGUGUGUAUCCAAGCAAAGCUCUAUGAUGCACCCCACCGCAAAAGGGCGAACCAAAGAGAAUAUCUCCGAGAAAUUCGAGACAUGGAAGAACCCAAAGAACCACUUGAAAGGGUCGCAUGUGACCAUGUGAUUUCUAGGACUCAUCCAGGGAUUCAUGGUGAACAGUAUACCUUUGUAACCAUUGAUCGGUAUAGCGGACUGGUUGGUUCAUAUCCUCUAAAGGCAAAGAAUGCAGAGGGAACUGAGGAAGCACUCAGGAGGUUUUGUGGUAGCCGGAAGGCGGGAAUCGUGUCGGUCGCAAGUGACCGGGCACCCGAGAUCUUGGCUGCUUUGACGAACCUUGGUUUUGCCUCUGAACCUGCAGAGCCUAGGAAUAGUAUCCAUAACCCGUUUGCAGAAUCAUUCAUCAGGACUUUGAAGGGCAUUUCAGCCUCCAUCCUGUUGCAAUCCGGUCUUAGCCAUGAGUUUUGGCCGUUGGCACAUAGGUACAUUGAAUGGGCUUACCCCAUCACCAAAGUAUCCACUGCAGAUCCAGAGAUCACAUGCUAUGAAGCUCAUCAUGGUUAUGCUUACGAAGGUGUCAAGGCACCAUUCGGUUGUUUGGUUUACAUCAAGUCAGUAGACCCAUUACCGUUUGCACCCAAAGGGGGAAGUGCCUUGUUCCUUGGUGGUGAGUUGAUUGCAGGUCAGAAGUUCAAAGGGUUAUAUCAUGUCAUGCCUUUGUCAUCAUUUCGGGAUGGUACCUACCGGGAAAGGAUAGUCAGAACUUUGGCGUUUCCUCCGGGGCAGUGGCAGUUUCCGGUGAAAGGGUCAGGUGAGAAUGUACUAAAAGUUGAUAAUCAGCCUGGUUACUUAGGGAACUUCCCCGAAGAACUUGAUGAUGAGGAUUUGGAUGAUGAAGAAAUUGCACGUAGGGAUGCAUUGUUGGAAAAGGAGAUCAAGGAUUUCAUCAUUGAAGCCGAGAAAUCUUCCAAAGGUGGCGGUGGAGAAUCCAGCUCUGUGCAUGCGCGGGUGGAGACAAAACCAAAACCGGCGGAGAGGAAUCGGAAAAUCACCAAGUUGAGGGUUGCGUCAUAUGGUCCAACCAAAGGUUGUGAUGCAUGUAAGUAUGGCAACGACUAUCACACGAAGGAAUGUCGAUCCCGAUUCAAUACUCUACUUGAAGGUGAACCCAUCAAAGCCCCCAAAACGCCAGUUGUAGGUGUUCCCAAAACUCCAGUUGAGUCUCACGAGCCAAAGGUUGGUGAAGGGCCAAGUUCUUCAGCGGUCGGGGGGGCGGAUGAUGACUAUGAACCUUCGGUUGUUGGUGAUGUUGGUCCGGUUGAGGAAAUUACCUCCAGCGAAGGUGCAAAGCAGGCGUUGAUGCAAGAGGCGGACGAAAUGCGCCGCUUAAAGGUGUGGAAUGAAGCAGAAGCAAUUGAAGUGGACAGUCUUCUGCAGUGGUCCAGGUUGAAGCGGCUUGUGGGCUACGUCAAACAAACUGCUCAUUUUGGAAUCAUGGGUGAAGUUGCGAAGACAGAAGCGGAACUCGCUUCUGCAAACGAAGGGGUGUUUCAAGACAUGAUACCCACAAAGACUGUUUCUUUUGGCAAGAGCCUGCGCUGUUGCUGCCUGGCGGCAUUACGCACCGUGAAGAGCUGCGUGGGCACAAGCUGGUGCCGCUAUGGCCAGCAGGAUUCUGUCACCAUGGCUGUGACUUUGGAGAAUCGCUACAAAGGUCUUCGCGCGCCUCACAAGAUCAAGAUGGCUGCUUCCGGAUGCUUGCGUGAGUGUGCAGAGGCUCAGGGAAAAGACGUGGGCGUCAUCGCCACGCAGGCUGGCUACAAUCUCUAUGUGUGUGGCAAUGGUGGGGCCAAGCCAGUGCACGCUAAGCUUUUGGCCACAGACUGCUCAGUCGAGGAGUGCCUGAAAUAUGUCGAUCGAUUCUUGAUGUACUACAUUUCUACAGCCAAGCACCUGCAGCGCACAGCACCUUGGCUGGCUGAACUUGAAGGUGGCAUUGAUUACUUGAAGAAGGUUGUCAUCGAGGAUUCUCUGGGCAUAGCUGUUGAUUUGGAGCAAAUGAUGGAACGCAACCGAGCCAACGAAAAAUGUGAAUGGAAGGCAGUGGCAUAUGAUGAGGAGUUGCGCCAGAAAUUCCAACAGUUUGCGAACACCAAAGAGACUCAUGACUCAGAACAGAUUGAAUACAUUGACAUGCGAGGCCAGCGCCAUCCCAACCUUUACAGUCCACCAGACAUCACUGGCCCAGCACUAUACAGAAAAGAGGACAGCCACUCGAGUGACUGGGAGUGGAUCUUUGCAGGACUGGUCAGCGCCUACCCCAAAAAUGGUGGGCUCAGUGUGAAGCAUGGCAUGCAGGAACUGGCAGUGUUCCACCUUCCAAGUGCAGAACCAAAGGAACAGUGGUUGGCGACGCAGAAUCUAUGCCCCCACAAGCAGGCUCGGACUAUUUCGCGCGGCCUUGUGGGAGUGCAGCCCAACGGGACAUUGACCGUGGCAGACCCCAUCUACAAGACCACCUAUAACCUUGUGACCGGUGAGGGCAUUAGCAACCCGAACUUCAACCUUUCAACUUUCAAGACGAAGGUGGAGGAUGGCAAGGUUUUUGUGCAGGUUCCUCCCUGCAGUGAGAUGGAAGAGAAAAUGGAGAAGAUGAUCCAAGAGUCCUUCAAAGCUGACGGGAGAGAAUACUUGGCAAAGAAGACAGGUGGACCUGUGGACCACAUGGGUCAAUGCUUGUCAAAGCAAAAGGACUUGUCAUGGUGA
Molecule: messenger RNA, 6276 nt
Organism: Cladocopium goreaui
Lineage: Eukaryota; Dinophyceae; Suessiales; Symbiodiniaceae
Source: the annotation of a GenBank genome assembly